GAGACUGAGGCAGAUCAGCACGUUCUUCUCUUUCUACCUCUGUGUGACUCAUUCACGGGUUAUUUAUAGCUAUCGUCGCCGUUUCGGUCCGAGCUUUCAGCAAUAGUAGUGAGAAUGGAGACGGCGGAGCGCUGGAAGAUGUAUUUGUGUCUUUUUGUUGCGGUUAUUUUCACUUCUCUCGAAAAUUCUACUGAAGAGCCAUUUGGUUCAACGGAAAGGGCACCGAGCAAUACCACACCUUUGUUUAAUCUGCUAUCAAGUACAAAGGGAUUAGUUAAACCGACAGAACAUACAGCCAGUAGUAAUAUAAGCUAUGAUACCAACCUGGAUGUAAUGGGUCAUUCUUCUGCACCAAGCCUGAAAAAUGGAACUGGUUUUAUUACUCCAAUGGAAAAUUCAACUGUUGGUGCUUUAACUCAAAAUGCAGAGAUGAGCGAACUCACCCAAAAAAAUGAAAUGGCUACUAGUGUUACAAAUGGAGCCCCUCUGGCAAGAAGCAAAACACAAAUCAGAAUUAGCAAACCGACUGUGGGUCCUACAAGCACCAGUAGCCUCAAUACAGAUACAGUGAAUGUCACUGUAGGUCCAAGUGUGACUGAGAGUCAUGGUCAGGUUGUGAAAGCUGUAUCCUCCGUUGCGGUGACAAGCAUCCCACAGCAAAUGGGGACGACCAGGAAAAUGGAUGCAACUGUUCAAGGAUCUGGGUAUGAGACAACAAUUGAGUCAAAGAAGAUGUCUCCUACAACACCUACAGAGCACGAGGGAUCGAAAGAAUUGGCCAAUGACACUACGGCAGAAUCUGAAACUCCGCAAGUGCUAUCAACUUUGCAGGAAUCCAAGACCACGCCAACUACAGUGACAUCCAGUACCCCUGUUGGGACUUCCACCACCACAGGAACUACGCCCACCAGCCGACCUAGCACCACCCAAGCCAUAGGAAUUGUCACAAGUCAGACAAUCAUCAACAAAACAACCAAGUUGUUUUCUACACAGCGGAAUGAGGACAGUAUGGCCAAUGGCAAAAAGAUGGUGAAUGGGAAGCCAGCUUCUAAUCUAAACAAAAUGGAUCCCCUGGUUAUAGGAAUGAUUACAGUUUUCUUCAUAAUAAUUGGAAUUGUUUCACUUCUUGGAUAUCUGAAGUAUCGGCAACGAAUCAACCAACCUGAAUUUAGGCGCCUUCAUGAGCUCCCAAUGGAUGACAUGAUGGAAGAAGACACACCAUUGUCCCUCUACAGCUACUAACAAUCUGCUGUCAAAACAGGAUCUCAUCAACAGUGCAACUUUUGUGUUUUGAAGUAUUGUUGGCUGGGACAUUGAGGACUGUAACAUUUUUAGUGUGAGCUAAACUUGCAUUCAAACGUAUCUUUUUGUUUUCUUUAACUUGUGGCUCAGCUGGGGUUGAACAUUGGUCAAAAUUGAUAUUAUCCUCUCCCCGAGGUAUUUCAUUUGCUAUCCAUAGAAUUUUAAACAUUAUUCUAUUUAUUCAAACACACUUAAAUCAACUGGCAAAUUUUUAACUUAUUAGUAGACCAAAAAAUGAGAACCUUUCUCUCUGCACCAAACACAUCUUGAAUAAGGUAUUGUAGAUGUUCAAACAUAAACCAAAGGAGCUAGCAUCCAACAUUCCUCUUGACAGGUAUUACUGUUAGUUUCUGAUGUCCUAAGCAUAUACUAUGAUUCCUUGAAUCAAUAUCGAUAGGUUUCAGAAUGUGCAGUAUUUAUGGAAUUAGUAAAUGGAUGGAAUGUUUUGAGUUCCAAUAGUCCCGUUUUUUUUUUCGCAUGCUAUGGUAGUGUAGUGAUUAACAUGAUGUUAAUGCAGCUCGGUGUCGAAGAUUGGAGUUCAAAUCUGGCAUUCUCUGUUAGAAAGCCAUAUGCGCAAGUCCUCUGUUUCCGCCCAGAGUCCAAAGACGUACCAGGUAGUAGGUUGAUUGGUGAUUGUAAGUUGCCCUGUGAUUAGGAUAGGGUUAAAUUGGUGUGUUGCUGGGCAGCACGGCUUGGUGGGCCGAACAGCCUGUUCCAUGCUGUAUCUCUAAAGGAAAAUAAAAUAAAUGCUGGGAAUGAUGAUUGUCUGAAUUUAUUAGAAUCCAAGCCUUUUGAUUAUUAAAUUCUAAACUUGAAAAUGGGUAUCUGACUUCUAGAUUGCCAUUACAACUGAGAAACACAGCAUGCUGGAUGCUGAUUACAGACAGACCAUGGAAUUGGCACCAUGUGGCCCACACCUUGGCUAGGUUUGCUUCUAUCCCAUGAUUGGUGAUCCUGUUGUAGGCUUCCCAGUAGUUUGUGGGGAAUUUUUAGGACAACUCCAAUUUAAAAAAAAAAUGGCAACUCCGAUUUUCAAAACAAGUGCUGUGAGUCUGUAGGGUAUGAAGAAUGUUGUGGAGGUUUUGUUUGCUGAUCAACUAUGGAACACAACUUCCCCCUUCCAUCCACUCCAUAUCCAGUCAUAGAGCCAGAUCUAUUACACUGUUGAAGACUGAUCUUGCUGUGUAUCAUCACAGUGCAGUACUCAUAAGGAUAGGUCUGUUACCGUACAACAUUAGGGUGGAAUGGUGGGGAUGGGUUUUUUUUGUAACAGUACAAUAUUGGGGAUGGUAUAGUUAUCGUUUUAACAUGGUACAGUGGUAGACAGGUCUGUUACAACACUAGGGUACAGUACAAGUGGGCAAGUCUGCUACUGUAUACCAGGAUGCAGUGUUGUGGGUAGCUAAUACAGUAUUAUAUACUACAGUACUGAUGGACGCAGGUUUAAUUGUCUUAACGGUAUAAUACUGGUGGGAAUGUCUCUUACUGUAUAACAUUAGUGUAGAGUGCUAUGUUCAAAGUAGAUUUAUUAUCAAAGUACGUCACCAUAUACAACCUUAGUUUGUUUUCUUGCGGGCAUUCACAGUCAAUCCAAGAACAUAAGAUGAAAAGUCCUUGAGAAUGAGUCCACAGGUUCUUCCCUCUGUUUCAAGAGCCUGAUGGUGUGAGUCCUGAGGCUCCUGUACAUUCUUUCUGACGGCAGCAGCAAGAACAGAGCAUUGCCUGGGUGGGGGGGGAGGGGUCUGCGAUGGAUGCAGCUUUCUUGCAACAGUGCUCAAUGGUGGGGAAGGCUUCACCUGUGAUGGACUGGGCAGUAUCCAUUACUUUUGUAGGAUAUUCCUUUUGAGGGUGUUGGUGUUUCCAUACCAGGCUGUGAUGCAACCAGUCAACAUACUCUCCAUCACUCAUCUAUCAAAGUUUGUUAAAGUUUUAGAUAGCAUGCCAAAUCUUCGCAAAUUUCUAAGGAAGUGGAGGUGCUGCCGUGCUUUCUUAAUAAUGGCACUUGCGUGCUGAGCUCACGACAGAUCCUCUGAAAUGGUAACAUUGGAGAAUUUAAAAUUGCUGACACUUUCCUAUGUGGAUGGGUUUUUCUCUCCCCCCCCCCCUCCCCCCGGUACUAACUGCAGUUUCAAUAAGCUUUCUGCAGUAGCUGGUCCAAACCCAUUGGGAUGUAAGUUAAUCUUGAAUUAUCAUUGCUAUAUUGGCCUCCCUGUUGGAUUUCAUUGACAGACAUGGCAAGCACAGGAACCUGAAGUUCAAUUGUCAUUGAGGGUGGACAGGAAAAAAAUGUGCCUGCUUCCUGAUUCAUGGAGGGGAAAUGUCUGCUUUCUGACAAAGGUGUGAACAGCUUGCUUUUAUGUUAAAAAAAAAUAUUUUUGAGUGACUUUGGAAAAAGUAAAUAAUUUCUCCUAAAUGGGUGUGAGAAGUGAUUUGUAUAGUAAACUUUUUCCUCCCUGCAAAAGUAGAACACUGCAUUUCCGUCUCCUUUUAGAGUGGGCCAGUAGUCGUGUUCCCAGCUCGAGCCUUCGGGUAGCCACUCUGUUGCUGGAGCCCAGGACAGGAUGGAAGUUUUGAGCUGUUUAGGCGGUAUUUCUUUUCUGUCUGUCUGUCUGUCUCUCUGUAUCAACAUUAUUGAAGAUACUUAUUUUAUGAGCAGACUAUUUCUUAAUUGUGCAUUCUGUUAGGAUUUUGGAGAGUUUUUUACUUUUGACUCCUGGGCUUUUGAUAAUAUCAUCACAUACAGGCUUUGCAACACAAUUUACUAAAUCACCCCAAUUUUAAUAGCAACUAGUGUGAAAUGGGACCAGUGGUAUAAAUUGUAUUGAAGAGUCAAUGUUCCCCUAUUUGCUGUAGCUGAAAUAUUUUUAGAUUGUGCUUAAGUCAUUGUCCAGAUUCAGCAAAGUGAACAAUUUAAUUAUACUUGUAUUGAGCUACGAAGAUUUUUUUCUUCUGUUACUGCAAAAGACAUAUUGUGAAGAACAUUCUCUUAGAUUGAAAUGCUACACGGACUGUUGAUUCAGUGAUGACAUAUAAUGCUGCAAUUCUGAAUGAGUAGUUUCCGUGGUGCAGUUUCUAUUUAAGAUCUUUGUGUAAGGGAAGUGACUUGAAAGCGUAUUCUAAAUUGUGUUAAUUUUGUUAGGCUCAGAUGUCUAACCUUUGUUGGGUCUUUGGAGGGUGGGAAGAACCAAGUGAUCAUUCUUGUUUAAUGUGGAACUGCUCAGUGCACAUUGAAUUUUUCAGGUUUGUUUUGAAUUGGUCUUGCUUGUUUCAGAAGAAUUUUCCUUCUGAAAUAUGAGUACUCGUGUUUGCAUCCUUUUAAAUACACAGUAUUAGUUUGCUUUUUUUUUUGUUGUCCUUGCACAGAUCAAUUGAAAUUGAACCUUAAGUAUUUGUGCACUGGCUACAAAAUUAAUUUCAGGCAGUUUUUUUAUUUAUGUGUGCAGGGUUAGCUUUAUGGCUGUGAUGGUAAUAACUUUUGUAGAUAAAGUAUUUACAUACAGUAGAUUUUAAAAUAUGCCACUUUUCCUUUAAUAAGUUAGUGAAUUGAGUAAUAAAAUAGUCAAACUGUUGUUCACAUGGAGGUGCUGAGAGUUAUCAUGGAGAUGGAUCAAGUGUUGAAAGGUUUGUAAAAGUUAGUCUUUCACUGCUUUGUUUCCAGUCUUUUUUGAGUGAAAUACUCACUGACUUCCUUUCAGCAUCCUUCUGCUUUACGGUAAUCUCAGUCGACAGCUGAUGGUGCUUAACACAUCUGAGCUCACUCCUGUGAGCCAACAGGAUGAAGGGAGCGAUACUGAUUUCCGUGAGCCUGUUGUGCCUUUGAGUAGGAUUGUGGUUGACUCGUAUCCCUCGCUUGCUUUAGCUGCUUUCUUUUCAAACUCGCUGGAAUUUUGGGGUAACGGCACCAAUCUGCAGAAACAUCCAUGGCCUGAUUUGGGCUGUACAUUCUGGACUUCCACAGGAAGAGGAGGAUGUCAUGUUGGACAGGUAUGAGAUUGGACAUGAAAAUGUCUCUUCUUUUCCUGCUGGUAUUUGUGUAAUUUAAAGCAGAAAGGACUUUUUAAUACCACCAGUUGAAACUUCCUCUGCACUUAACACAAUUGGAUUUGAGUAUUCUGCUGUUGAAAUGUAAGUUUUUUAAUAUUCCAAAUCCAUUGCUCUAAAUGCCAGUGGUGAUGUACUCUGCAAACCUUUGCAUUUUUGUCUGUAAGCAUCUAGUUGUAUCCUUCUGCUGUUUUGUCAAGAAGAGGCACUCUAUUGCCUAUUCUGCUAGCUGGUUGCAGUCAUCAGCUGAAGGGCUGAUGUAGUUUCUGCUUUUGCCAGUGUCAUGAGUGCUAGACUUGCUUUCACUGGGCUACUACCUUAAAUUACUUUUAAUGAGAAAGGGGAAGGAGGAAUUGCUAUUACUCCAUCAGACAUUUCAUUUUCAAACAGUAUUAUAUAAAAGCCUGAGCCUUGACUAUCGUGUUUUUGUUUAAAUCUUAGUGAAAUAUCAUUUUUGAAAUCUAAGGAGUUGGGUGGAACAUUAAAUACAUAAAAUGAAGUAUGUGGUUGCAACAGAAGCAAAAUGCUGGAGGAACUCAGCAGGUCAGGCAGCAUCUAUGGAAAUGAAUAAACAGUCAAUGUUUCAGGCAGAGACCCUUCUUUAGAACUGGAAGUGGGGGGGGGAGGGGAAGGAGGACAAGCUGGGAGGUUAUUGAUGGAAAAGGUGUAAAGGGCUGAAGGAUAAAUCUGAUGGGAGGAGGAGGAGCACUAGGGGAGGGGGGAGGGUUGAUGGGCAGCUGAGGAGAAGAGGUAAGAGGCCAGAGUGGGGAAUUGAAGGGGGGAGGGGAGAGAUUACUCUAAGUUAGAGAAAUCUAUGUUCAUGAUCAGGUUGGUGACUACCUAGAUGGAAAAAUGAGGUGUUGUUCCUUCAGCCUCAGAGUGGCCUCAUCGUGGCAGAAGACCAGGCCAUGGACUGACAUGUUGGAAUGGGGAUAGGAAUUAAAAUAGUUGGCUACUGGGAAAUCCUGCUUUUUGUGGAUGAAGUGGAGGUGUACAUCAAGGCCACUGGAUACUAUAAACAAACCCAACAGAUUCCCAGGUGAAGGAAUGUUCGGGGCCCUGAAAGGAGAUGAGGGAGGAAGUGAAUGGGCAGGUGUAGCAGUUCUGCCACUUGCAUGGGUAAGUGCCAGGAAGGAGUUUAUGGGAGAGAGCUGAAUGGACAAAGGGAACCAUGGAGGGAGUGAUCCCUGUGGAGAGUUCGGGGUUGGCGAUGUGGGAUGGUGGUGUGGGGAGAGGUAAAGAUGUAUUAGGUGGUAGAUGCUAUCUGGCUUGCUGAGGUCUUCUGGCACUUGUUUUGUUGUUCCCAAUUCCAAGAUUUCUAGUUUUCUUGUGUCUCCUGUUAAUUGCUAUGUUCCUGUAAUCAUUAUUCUGAAUGUAUUGCACAAAUGCCCCCUGGUGGACUUCUGUAUUCAUAGCAAUAGGGAAUAGAGAAAGGAUGGAAAUAUUUUCGUGCUGUUCUUUUGUUCAUUAAGCUGUAAAUAAAAUCAAAUUCACACAAAACUAAAUUAUUCCUUCUUUAAAUAUUAACACCUUAAAUUGAAUGAUAUUUUAAAAUUGUUCUGCAGCCUUCAAAGUUAGAUGUGUAUGAGCUGGGUAAAACUUGUUACUACUUCAAUGUCUCUCCAAUUUUAAAUCAUUGCCUCGUCUAACCAUCAACUGAAACAUAAUAAUCCUGCUAAAAAGAUAAAUUUAUCAAAGUAACAUAUACAGAAAGCUAGAAAAAUUAUGUUAGAUUUUGAAUGAACAGGCUUUUAGCAUUUUCCUAGAAUUCGCAAGACAUGUUUGCAAUCUUGGUAGUCUCCAGAUAAUCUUUUAAAUUUGAGGUUUUGUAAUUAGGGGAGAAAACGAAAGUGGGGAAGCUGAUGGGAAGACUUGAGAGAGAUAGUUGUUUAAGAGAUAAUAUUCUGAAGUACUAUUACCAAGUCUUUUGGGUUCAUCAUACAGUAAUGUCUGCAAUUUUGAAGGUAUUAAAUGCUAUGCCUACUCACAUCUAGAAUUAGACCAGCAAAAAGAGACUAUUCAAGUCCAUGAACCAAUGCAGAACAAGCCUGAUACUGCUUGUAUGAAAACCCAUAAAAGUACUGAAACUCUUCUAAGUUUUGCAACCUAUUGGAAGGAAGAACAUUGCUCAAAUAUUUCUGCGUUAAAGAAGAUGCUGAUUAAGAUAUAGAAAGUGAACAUCUAGCAAUAUUUACAUAGUAAGUUCUUAAGGCAAUGGUUCCUGGGGGCUCAACGACUGGCCAUGGAUUUGGGGUAGUAAAAGGAAAUUUCACACCAGAUUUUUGGAGGUAUUCUUCCAUGCUCUGCAUUUAGCCAUGGAAAUGUUUGCUAUGAAAGGUUUAUGGAGUCAUUGUUCUUAUAAUAGUUAACAUUCCGUAUUGACUGAUUUCAUUAUGGAAGAAACUGAACAAUUAGCUGCUAUAUCCCAAAGUAGUGGCUUAUGCAAACAUUUAGAUUUGUCUGUUUUGGAGAGAACACACUUUUUCCAAACCAUAUGACCAUGGGCUCGAGCACUCUGUAUCUGAAAAGAUGGUAACAACAUGUUUUUCAAAAAUGUUCAUCUUCCAUAAUAUACAGUGGCAUGCAAAAGUUUGGGCACCCCUAGUCAAAAUUUCUGUUACUGUGAAUAGCUAAGCGAGUAAAAGAUGACCUGAUUUCCAAAAGGCAAAGUUAAAGAUGACACAUUUCUUUAAUAUUUUAAGCAAGAUUACUUUAUUUCCAACUUUUACGGUUUCAAAAUAACAAAAAAGGGAAAGGGCUCGAAGCAAAAGUUUGGGCACCCUGCAUGGUCAGUACUUAGUAACACCCCCUUUGGCAAGUAUCACAGUUUGUAAACACUUUCUGUAGCCAGCUAAGAGUCUUUCAAUUCUUGUUUGGGGGAUUUUCACCCAUUCUUCCUUGCAAAAGGCUUCUAGUUCUGUGAGAUUCUUGGGCCGUCUUGCAUGCACUGCUCUUUUGAGGUCUAUCCAUAGAUUUUUGAUGAUGUUUAGGUCGGGGGACUGUGAGAGCCAUAUAACCAUAUAACAAUCACAGCACGGAAACAGGCCAUCUUGGCCCUCCUAGUCCGUGCCGAACCCUUAAUCUCACCUAGUCCCACCUACCCGCACUCAGCCCAUAACACUCCACUCCUUUCCUGUCCAUAUACCUAUCCAAUUUUACCUUAAGUGACACAACUGAACUGGCCUCUACUACUUCUACAGGAAGCUCAUUCCACACAGCUAUCACUCUUUGAGUAAAGAAAUACCCCCUCGUGUUUCCCUUAAACUUUUGCCCCCUAACUCUCAAAUCAUGUCCUCUAGUUUGAAUCUCCCCUCCUCUCAAUGGAAACAGCCUGUUCACGUCAACUCUAUCUAUCCCUCUCAAAAUUUUAAAUACCUCGAUCAAAUCCCCCCUCAACCUUCUACGCUCCAAUGAAUAGAGACCUAACUUGUUCACCCUUUCUCUGUAACUUAAUUGCUGAAACCCAGGUAACAUCCUAGUAAAUCGUCUCUGCACUCUCUCUAAUUUAUUGAUAUCUUUCCUAUAAUUCGGUGACCAGAACUGCACACAAUAUUCCAAAUUUGGCCUUACCAAUGCCUUGUACAACUUGUACAUGGCAAAACCUUCAGCUUGCGCCUCUUGAGGUAGUCCAUUGUGGAUUGAGGCGUGUAUAGGAUCAUUACCCUGCUGUAGAAGCCAUCCUCUUUAGAUCUUCAGCUUUUUUACAGGCAGUGUGAUGUUUGCUUCCAGAAUUUGCUGGUAUUUCAUCGAAUUAAUUCUUCCCUCUACCAGUGAAAUGUUCCCCAUGCCACUGGCUACAACACAAGCCAAAAGCAUGUUCGAUCCAACCCUGUGCUUCACAGUUGGAGAGGUGUUCUUUUCAUGAAAUUCUGCACCCUUUUUUCUCCAAACAUACCUUUGCUCAUUGCGGCCAAAAUGUUCUAUUUUAACUUCAUCAGUCCACAGGACUUGUUUCCAAAAAGCAUCAGGCUUGUUUAGAUGUUCCUUUGCAAACUUCUGAUGCUGAAUGUUCUGGUGAGGACGCAGGAAAGGUUUUACAUCUGAUGACUCUUCCGUGAACGUCGUAUUUGUACAGGUGUCGCUGCACAGUAGAACAGUGCACCACCAUUCGAGGCUGCUAAAUCUUCCUGAAGGUCUUUUGCAGUCAAACGGGGGUUUUGAUUUGCCUUUCUAGCGAUCCUACAAGCAGUUCUCUGGGAAAGUUUUCUUGGUCUUCCAGACUGCAACUUGACCUCCACCAUUCCUGUUAACUGCCAUUUCUUAAUUAAAUUACGAACUGAGGAAACGGCUACCUGAAAACAGUUUGCUAUCUUCUUAUAGCCUUCUGCUUUGUGGGCAUCAUUUGUUUCAAUUUUCAGAGUGCUUGGCAGCUGCUUAUAGGAGCCCAUGGCUGCUGAUUGAUGUGACACGGUUUGAGGAGUCAGGGUAUUUAUAAAAUUUGCAUCAUCUGGCCUUUCCUAAUGAUGACUGUGAACAAGCCAUAGUCCUAAAAAGCUAAUUAAUGUCUGAGACCUUGGUAAAAGUUAUUUGAGAGCUCAAAUCUUGGGGUGCCCAAACUUUUGCAUGGAGAUCAGUUACUACUCUACUCACUUAACUAUUCACAGUAACAAAAAUUUUGACCGGGGUGCCCAAACUUUUGUAUGCCACUAUAUUAGUUCUUAAAAUUGUGGCAUUUACCCCUCUGAGAUCUCUCCAGUGGAGAAAAAACUGCAGUUUUAAAAAAAUAGUAUUUUAUGGAACCUUAACAUUUUUUUGGGAGAAAAAAUUGCUAGCCUCACAGAACUGCUCAAAAUGCUAAAAUGAUAAACCAAUCAGUGGUGUUAAAAUUGUCUUUAUGAUUUUACUUAAGUUAGUUCACGUUCUAAACUGUUGACCAUGUUUUGAUCUGCUCUUCAACUACCUUUUGUUACCAAUAUACUGUGUUUUUCCAUUCACCUUAAGUAUUCAACAGAUUAUAACAAGGGCUGAGCAAAAAUAACGUAAUAUUAACUAUGACAGACCAAUCUUUAAAUUGAAGAAAUCUUGCAAAACAUGUGCAUUUCAGUAUUACAGUUUAACUGGAUAAUGAUGAAAAAUGCAGUUUUUAAUAAGGAGAAAAAAUGGUUAUUGCUUUUGACUUGAGCAGGCAUCCUGUACAAUUAUUGAAGAAAAACUUCAGUUUGCUACAUGUUAGUUGAAAUUUAAGUUUUAGGAUACUUGUAUGUAGUAACAUAACAGUACUUUUAAGGUAACAGUAUGGCCUAGAUAUUUGCAUUUUAAGUUAUAUUUGGUUAUUAGGUAAAGAUUUAGGGCUCCAAGGGAAAAUUCCAAAAUAGUGCAAGGAAUUGUAAUGUGCAGAAUUGAAGCAGCAUGUAUCUCAUUGGUAGACUUUGCACCCCUACUGACAAUGUAUCAGCCUGUUGAUAUUGCUAAUUUGUCAUUUUUUGUGAAAUUUUACUUGUGAAGUGAGACUUAAAGAAAGUUGAUCAUUUACAAUCCUUGUGAUUUGCAUCUGAUUGUGUAAAAAGUAUACUUCUAAAUUUGAGUGGAAACAGUUGCACUAUUUGAAUUGUCUUCAAAUGAUCAAAGUUGUGCAGAAAACUGCUGCAAACAUGUGUAAUUUUAGUUUCCUAUGGAAUGUUUGUUUAUGGCAAGAAGUAGGAAAUGUUCUGAAUGUUAAUUUUAUACAAUUGUCUUUGUUUUCUUUUAUUAAAUUGAUUUUCCCUUCAA
This is a messenger RNA of Hypanus sabinus (Atlantic stingray), 11052 nucleotides long. Its product is annotated as mucin-2. The record is from RefSeq and is a predicted model, not a curated record. The coding region runs from base 115 to 1242 and encodes 375 amino acids. The transcript has 5 exons. NCBI's taxonomy places the organism in Eukaryota, Metazoa, Chordata, Chondrichthyes, Myliobatiformes, Dasyatidae.